GCAUGCGCGAAGCUACGCCGGGUGAAACAUGUCAACUUCCGUCAGCAGCUACAAACCUGUGAGCCAUGUCAUUUUCGACAUGGAUGGAUUAUUGCUCGACACAGAACGACUUUACACGGUGUCUUUCCAGGAAAUAUGCGACCGCUUCGGGAAGCAGUACACCUGGGAUGUGAAGUCGUCUGUGAUGGGGAAAAAGGCUCUGAAUGCUGCCCAGAUUAUCCGGGAUUCCUUGGAUCUUCCCAUGACAGCUGAGGAGCUGCUGAAGGAAAGCAGGCAAAUACAGGAGAGGAUCUUUUCGUCGGCCAAACUUCUGCCAGGCGUGGAGAAACUUGUAAACCAUCUGAAGAAGCACCACAUCCCCAUCGCUGUGGCAACCAGCUCAGCUGAUGUGACCUUCAAGCUGAAGACCAGUGCACACACAAACUUUUUUGCUCUGUUUGAUCACAUUGUUCUGGGCGACGAUCCCGACGUAAAGAACGGCAAACCUGAGCCCGACUCCUUCCUGGUGUGUGCCAGCAGAUUCAGCCCCCCAGCCUCCCCAGAGAAGUGCCUGGUGUUUGAAGAUGCCCCCAACGGCGUAAAGGCUGCGCUAGCUGCAGGGAUGCAGGUGGUGAUGAUUCCCGACGACAACCUGCCCCCCAACCUCACCCAGGGGGCCACGCUGCGCCUGAGGAGCAUGGAGGAGUUUGACCCGCAGCUCUUUGGCCUGCCUACGUACAGCUAAACUCAGGGCUGCUCCUGCCUCUGUGUUUCAGUUCAUUGACAUCCUUUCAAAGAAACAAUUAUGUAUAUUAAUUUGCUGAGGAAAAAUUGUACUGAUUGUUUUCAGAGUCAGCCUCAGCCUUUGGGCAAUAAAGGAUUACGUGUUUUAUUUUACAUUUUACUGCCAUCUUAAUAUUAACCUCAGGGCUUUAUGGAAGCUCUGCAGUUAAUGGGACGAUGAGUUGACUUCUGAAAUGUAUAUCAAACUGUUUCUGUGGAAAUCAAACAUUCUUUGGCAGCUUUUGUAAACUUGUCCUACUUAUGAUUUUUAAAGAUGAUUAAAGUAAAUUUAAAUUGAUUUUACUGUACACCACAGUUUCAGUUUUUUACAAUUGUGUUAUAACAAUGUUUGUGAUUAUUGUGAUUUUGGAGGACAGGUGGCCAAGUGGGACAAAAAGGUGGCAUCUUGUGCCACAUAGAACCGCCGGCUGCUUUAGUGUGAGAUUUAUUACAGGCCAUCAUGAAUAUUUAAAUCAAUUGCCAUAUGUAGUCUGAUGCAGAUGUUUAAUUAUGUUAUCUAACAAUCAGAUUACCAACAGCAAAACAGAAUAUGACAAUUUUUGGGGGGAAAAUUAACAUUUUUUAAUUUUUUUAUUUUAUUUUAGUGGCUGAAAUCCUAUCCAGAAAUUCAGCCACUGUUAAAAAGAAUAGAAAAAGAUUUUAGAAGGGCAUUUUUUCAAUUCAGAAAAAAGUGCAGGCACCUUAGCACCUCCUAGUGUUAAUCUGUGGACAUCCCGGCCUUCAGAGACACUUAAAGCUCAUUUCUUCUCCAUCCUGUUACUCAAGUUGAACUUCAGAAAGUUGUCUUAACAUUUAGAUAUGUAAACGCAUUAAUAAGAAUGUGCCUAAUUUGCUGUUUAUGUGAAGAACCAAUUGAUCUGAUGCUUGUAAAACAGACCAUAAUGUAUUCAUACAUUUUAGCAUCUGUACAUAUUUUGACCUUGUGUUGAUUAUAGAAACUCCCCAAUUUAAA
Messenger RNA from Xiphophorus hellerii (green swordtail), 1735 nucleotides. It is a transcript of the gene pudp, whose product is annotated as pseudouridine 5'-phosphatase. Bases 29 to 724 code for a protein of 231 amino acids. The transcript is spliced from 4 exons. The record is from RefSeq and is a predicted model, not a curated record. Lineage: Eukaryota; Metazoa; Chordata; Actinopteri; Cyprinodontiformes; Poeciliidae. Gene Ontology annotation, molecular function: phosphatase activity.